AGUUGAUAAAGACAGGAGUGGAAUAAUAUGUGAUAAUGAACUUCAGCAGGCAUUAUCCAAUGGCACGUGGACUCCAUUUAAUCCAGCAACAGUCAGGUCAAUUCUUGGCAUGUUUGACAGAGAAAACAAAGGGGGUGUGAACUUCAAUGAAUUCACGGGAGUCUGGAAAUACAUCACAGACUGGCAGAAUGUCUUUCGAACGUAUGACAGAGACAAUUCUGGAAUGAUUGACAGAAAUGAACUAAAGCAAGCACUAACAGGUUAUCGACUGUCUGAUCAAUUCUACGAUAUCCUUAUUCGGAAAUUUGACAGACAAGGAAAAGGACACGUUGCUUUUGAUGAUUUUAUUCAGUGCUGUGUUGUUCUACAGAGGCUGACCGAUGUGUUCCGGCGGUACGAUACGGAUCAGGAUGGCUGGAUCCAGGUGUCCUAUGAGCAGUAUCUUUCCAUGGUCUUCAGCAUCGUAUGACAGCCACAACCAGGAAUUGCACACUGGCGUUACACAGACUGCAGUUGCCAAAUCAUCCUCUACUGAAUAAGAUCUUUGAUGUAUUAUAAUGGAUGCAACAUCACAUUCUUAAAUUUUGUAUGUUGGUAAUCAUCGUCAGAAUCUGUACUUCAGUUGGUUUUUAUUUUGUAUUAUUGUAUGAUAUGACCAUCUCUGCUUACUGUAGUACAGAAAGCACAGAAUCUAGAUUUAACCAGUAUAAUGUUGAACAUUACCUCUUACACAUAUCCUGCAUGGGGGAAAUGACUCUUUAGAAAUGCCAAAUUAAAAUGAUGCUUGUUAGUUUAUAUCAGAUGACAGCCAGAAGUUGCACAACAUGUUUUGCAUGUGCCUUACUUUUAUAAGAGUUUAAUGUAUUAAUUUUUAAAUACAGACUUUAAAAUUAAGUAAAAAUACUAAGUCAACUUUUAGUCUAUUUCACUUUUGUAGAGAGGAUGGUUUUUCUAGCCUCCUCCUCCUUUCAGGAUAUCCUUGGGCUGGCUUCAAAUACAACUUCUUCACCUGUGAAGAAGGUCAUAACUGCACCUCCUUUGAUAAGUUCCCCACAAAAAUGAACUCUGACUCUGAAUAUUCUCCCUUUGCUUAGUUGUCUCAUUUAACAUCAGAAAUCUUUCUUUUUGUGCUGAAGCACUUAGUUGCAGUGGCCUUGAAUUGACAGUCAGACAUUAUCAUGACUUUACCGUACAUCUCACCAUUUACAGCUAAUGAGAGAGAGUGGAAAAACUGAUUCCUGUCACAAAUCAUCUCUUGCAACGACUCCAAGGAAGCAACUUGGAGGAAGCAAAGACAACAACAACAACAAAAAAAAAGUCAGUUACAAUGUUACUUCCAGGUGACCCUGAGAUUGGCUCAGAUGGUCAGAAAAUGGCACAAGUAACACCAAGGUCACACGUUCAGUCCCUGUAUGGUCCAUUCACUGAAGAGCUGGAUUUAGUGAUCCUUGUGGCCUCUUUCCAACGAUUCUCUGAUUCUGUGUCUCACCCUGAGCAGAAUGCCCGGUGUGAAGGCAGCAAAGUGGCAACUGCAACUGUUACCAAACAUCUGUCAUGGAGAGAAGCUGCUACUAUUUUUCAGGUGAUAAUCAGACCCUCAGUGACAACUCAGCAACACUCUGAACUCUUCUGGUGUCAAAUAUGUGGGGAAAAACCAAUGGCCACCACAGCAUAAGCACACUGAGAAAAGGAGUGCUCCCAAAGCACUCUCAGAAUCGUCACCCAAAAGGCAAGGAAUUGGUUUGGGGUGAGGAGGGAGAUCAGGAAUAACAACCAGUGCAGAAACCACCUCAUCCAACAGCUGUGAAAGUUAUGUAUCCUGAAGAAAACAAGGGAAAAAGACUUCUGCAUUACUCUUUGAACCUUCCCUCCCUGGAAGGCUGAGAUGAUAACUAUAUGUGCUCUCUCCAGAAACAAAAUAGAAGAGCCCCAAAUUUCAGGGCUCAAAAAAGCUCCCUGGUUUCUUUCCCACUAAGAAAUCUGUCCUUUUGGAUCAUAGACCCACAUAAAAUCCAGUAAUUCUGGAAAGCAUUUUGAGGAGUACUAGUAAGUCCGUGGUACAAACUAAAAAGCUAGAAUCUGAGAAACUUCCCAAGUUGUCUCCCCCUGAAUGAUGUUUCCAUGUCCAGCUGGCCUUGGUAUUCCACUGCCCUUGGUGCAGAACAGCUGGCUCCAGCAUUUCCUAAAGGGGCAAUAAGCUAUGUCAGCAGGUUUUUAAGGAAAUUGGAAAUUGCUCCAAGGGUUCAGGUGCAUUCUGAGAACCACUGCCUCCAUGCCAAGGCCUGUGAUGGAGCUGCAUUGGUGCUGACAGGUGCUGGGCAUGCAAUGCUGCUCUGCAGGCUGUCAGGACCUACUUUAUUUCUUGAGGUUGUUUCUUGAAGAAGAAUUGGAGUCUAGUCAGAGUUCUGCUCCAAUUCUAUACUACACAGGGGCAAGAAAUAGCAAAGGGUUUUCUUGGCAGUAAGGAAUACUCAGCACUCUACAGUUCAGCAAAGAUUUAAUAAAUCAGUGCUGUCUUAAUUUAAACUACUCCAACUCCAUUUUAAAAUGCAAGAACUGUUUCCCCAGUGCGGGACUCUGCACAACAGCAAAGGAGGAACAAUAACUGUUGCCCAGAAGGAAAAAUAACAGAACGUGUAGGUGGGAAGAGCAUGUAAUUUGGGUGGAGGUCAUCCAGCUGCUGUAUGCCACUGGGGUAUACAGUGAUGGUAGUAAAAUCCAAAAGGGAGUGAGGAAUGGGGAAAAGAGUUCUCUGCAACCUCAAAUGAAAAGGUCUCAACUUGAAUUGACAGAUUUGCAGCAGUAAUAUUUUCUAGCAACAUUUUUUUUCUACAGUUUCUGUGAGAAAAAAAAACUAUGUUAGUAACAUUUGUGUAAAUAACUUCUGGUAAUUUUUAAAUAUAGAUA
Messenger RNA from Ficedula albicollis (Collared flycatcher), 2907 nucleotides. It is a transcript of the gene PDCD6, whose product is annotated as programmed cell death 6. Bases 110 to 469 code for a protein of 119 amino acids. The transcript is spliced from 5 exons. NCBI's taxonomy places the organism in Eukaryota, Metazoa, Chordata, Aves, Passeriformes, Muscicapidae. The record is from RefSeq and is a predicted model, not a curated record. Gene Ontology annotation, molecular function: calcium ion binding.